Topomyia yanbarensis is the source of this 579-nucleotide messenger RNA. RefSeq names its product large ribosomal subunit protein mL52 (gene mRpL52). Lineage: Eukaryota; Metazoa; Arthropoda; Insecta; Diptera; Culicidae. Gene Ontology annotation, biological process: mitochondrial translation. Gene Ontology annotation, cellular component: mitochondrial large ribosomal subunit. Bases 152 to 547 code for a protein of 131 amino acids. Gene Ontology annotation, molecular function: structural constituent of ribosome. The transcript is spliced from 3 exons. The record is from RefSeq and is a predicted model, not a curated record.
GACAGCAGUUGGGGUUAGAACCUGACUCAGUUUCAGGUUCAAGCGAAAUCGCCAUUAGGUUUCACCCAAGUCACAAUAACGCAACUAUUGUUUAUUGUUUAUUAUUAAUCGUACGAUAGCCUAUUGUUAAGGUUUUUUUUAAAUAUUAAAGAUGUUAUCGGGAGGUAUGCAAUUGCUUACUGUAAAUGUUUCAAAACGCUUGUAUCAACCAGCUGGUUACAUUUUACGUAGAUUGAGUGUUUCCAUUUGUUUGAGAGACGAUCAAAUCAAACGUCAGGACCUUUUUCUAAGAAAUUUCAAUAAAUCAGGACCAUUAACAGAUCUACCCGAUUACAGUUACAUAGAUGGAAAGAUUGUGCCUUUAGGGGCGAAUCAAAAGAAAAGGAUAUUACAACAAAGGGAAUUGGCCACUAAAAUUGUUACUUUGUCUAAAGAAAUGGACUUUGCAUUGGAGCGUUACAACAGGUUACAGAAAAAGCAGCAAUUUGAAAAACAAGCUAUAAUCGAUAAUAAGCUCAAACCCAAGGGUCAUCUUUUGUUGAAGUGAAGAGAAUAGUUUUAGUAAACGGUUAAUCGAUA